Molecule: messenger RNA, 312 nt
Organism: Lathyrus sativus (Indian pea)
Lineage: Eukaryota; Viridiplantae; Streptophyta; Magnoliopsida; Fabales; Fabaceae
Source: the annotation of a GenBank genome assembly
AUGUCAGGCCGUGGAAAGGGUGGCAAAGGACUCGGAAAGGGGGGUGCAAAGAGGCACAGGAAGGUUCUCCGCGAUAACAUCCAAGGUAUCACAAAGCCAGCUAUUCGUAGGUUGGCGAGAAGAGGAGGUGUGAAGAGAAUCAGUGGUUUGAUCUAUGAAGAAACCAGAGGAGUUCUCAAGAUCUUCUUGGAGAACGUCAUCCGUGACGCUGUUACAUACACUGAGCACGCUAGGAGGAAGACUGUUACUGCCAUGGAUGUUGUUUAUGCCCUCAAGAGACAAGGAAGAACCCUCUAUGGAUUCGGAGGUUGA